AUGGGAAGCAAAGCUUUGCCAGCACCUAUCCCUCUACACCCGUCUCUUCAACUGACCAACUACUCAUUUCUGCAAGCUGUCAAUACGUUUCCCGCGGCGGUAGACCACCUGCAAGGAUUAUACGGUCUGAGUGCAGUGCAAACAAUGCAUAUGAAUCACUGGACGUUGGGCUAUCCUCAUAUGCAAGGACUGCGGUCAACAAUAACCGAAAUGGCUGCAGCGCAAGGCCUCGUGGAUCCCCGAUUCCCCUUCCCCACAUUACCGUUUACUGCGCACCUCUUCCACCCUAAGCAAGGUGCCAUAACGCACGUUAUUCCCUCACUGCACAAAGAUAGGCCGAGAUUUGACUUUGCCAAUCUCGCUAUCGCCGCAACUCAAGAAGAUCCACCGAAAGCCGGGGAGCUGUCUAAAUUAACCGCAGGCCUUGGCGGUGCGAUCUCAGAGCUGAACAAACUUUCCCCGGACAGGAAACCCACGCGCGGGAGACUCCCGUCCAAGACGAAAAAGGAAUUUAUUUGCAAGUUUUGUGGCAGGCAUUUCACGAAGUCCUACAAUUUACUCAUUCAUGAGAGGACCCACACCGACGAGAGACCUUACACCUGUGAUAUUUGCCAUAAGGCAUUCAGGAGGCAAGAUCACCUCCGAGACCACAGAUACAUUCAUUCCAAGGAAAAACCUUUCAAAUGUCAAGAGUGUGGGAAGGGAUUUUGUCAGUCGCGAACUUUAGCCGUUCAUAAAACAUUGCACAUGCAGGAGUCUCCUCACAAAUGCCCCACAUGCGGAAGAACCUUUAAUCAAAGAAGUAACCUGAAAACUCACCUUCUUACCCAUACAGACAUCAAGCCCUACAGCUGUGAGCGGUGCGGAAAGGUGUUUCGGCGCAACUGUGACCUGCGACGGCAUAGUUUGACACACACACCUCAUCAGGACUACUAG
Chanos chanos (milkfish) is the source of this 936-nucleotide messenger RNA. RefSeq names its product odd-skipped related transciption factor 2 (gene osr2). Bases 1 to 936 code for a protein of 311 amino acids. Lineage: Eukaryota; Metazoa; Chordata; Actinopteri; Gonorynchiformes; Chanidae. Gene Ontology annotation, biological process: urogenital system development; regulation of transcription by RNA polymerase II; embryo development. The transcript has 3 exons. Gene Ontology annotation, cellular component: nucleus. The record is from RefSeq and is a predicted model, not a curated record. Gene Ontology annotation, molecular function: DNA-binding transcription factor activity, RNA polymerase II-specific; RNA polymerase II transcription regulatory region sequence-specific DNA binding.